GUGUACAACGAACUCUACGAUUACUUGAGCAAGCCCGUGCCUGGCGUGGUCCUGAGCGUGAUUGCCAUCUUCCUGUGGAUUUUAACCAUUAUGAUGGAGUACCGGAAGUGCGUGGAGCAAGCUCUGGCGGUUUGGCAUCUCCCGACCUUGAAGACCGACGAUGAGUUCGAGGAGGUGACCGAUGACGGAGAGAUUCUGGUCCGUGGCAUAUCGAAUUGCUUGCGAGCGGUGGCCUUCGUCAUGCUUGUCAUUCCGCGCCUCUUGAUCAUGGGUGCACUGGCCAUCAGCGGGUCGAUCUACGUUGCACAGACGGCGUCCCUGUCGGACAUCGUGCUGAACUGCUUGGCCCUGGCAUUUGUCCUUGAUGUGGACGAGCUGGUCGCGAACGUUCUGCUGACGGAGAAGCUGCGUGGCCUUCUGACCAAGAUCCAGCCGAUCACUUGCGGUAUGACGAGGUCGGUGCGGGCGCCAUUCCAGGAUGUCCUGCGAAUUGCGUUGACCCUCGGCGGCGUUCUGGGAACAGUCCUGGUUAUUCUGCUGACCUUUAGAG
This is a messenger RNA of Symbiodinium pilosum, 550 nucleotides long. Lineage: Eukaryota; Dinophyceae; Suessiales; Symbiodiniaceae. The record is from the annotation of a GenBank genome assembly.